ACAGAUCCACGGACACCACUUGAAGUAAAAUCAGGAAAUAGACUGCUUUAUUUUAACACAGACACAAGAUAUAAACACAAGAUAUAAACAUUCAAGUGUACAACCCCCCUCCCUGCAUAUGAACACAGGGUGGGACAAACCAAAUCUAGUAACCAGAGACACAUCAGCAGACACCGCCCACCAAGCCAAUACACAAACACAUACAUCCCAUUAUAGUUUGCUCCCAAGCAAGACACACAAUAGAAUGAUGGGAUGCACCACAUGGCAGUAGACAAUAAACAACCCCCACACCCCACCUAUACAUGUCUACACAAUAUCAGGACAUUCCACCCUGUACCCCUAA
This is a messenger RNA of Staurois parvus, 343 nucleotides long. The record is from the annotation of a GenBank genome assembly. Lineage: Eukaryota; Metazoa; Chordata; Amphibia; Anura; Ranidae.